Messenger RNA from Pyrenophora tritici-repentis Pt-1C-BFP, 936 nucleotides. RefSeq names its product PdxH, Pyridoxamine-phosphate oxidase. Gene Ontology annotation, biological process: pyridoxine biosynthetic process. The record is from RefSeq and is a predicted model, not a curated record. Gene Ontology annotation, molecular function: FMN binding; pyridoxamine phosphate oxidase activity. Lineage: Eukaryota; Fungi; Ascomycota; Dothideomycetes; Pleosporales; Pleosporaceae.
GCAACAAGAGCUCUUUCUUCAACUAGCAAAUUUCACAGAGCUACGACACGGACACUAGCCCUUCUUUCUAGCAACACAUCUCCACAACAUAUAUCCUACCGCAUACUCCAACACCGCCGCCAAACCAGCAUGCUGCACGCCGCCGGUGAAUCCGCGAAAAAAAUCUUCGCCCCAACAUCGAACUCUAAAGAUCCAGGCCAUGCAACCCAGUACAACAAAGGCGCGCUAGACCGCUCCGACCUGCUCCCUUCCCCAACGGAGCAAUUCCACAAGUGGUUCCAAGAAGCUCAAAGCAAUGGUGUUUACCAGCCCGAAACCGUAACCUUUUCCACUGCCGAGCUCCCUAGUGGCCGCGUCUCGGCACGAGUCGUCUAUAUGAAAGAGCUUGAUGACCGCGGCUUCGUCAUCUAUAGUAACUGGGACACGAGCCGCAAAGCGAGCGAUGUGCGGAGUAAUCCUCACGCAGCACUGACGUUUUAUUGGCGCGAACUUGAGCGUCAAGUGCGUGUUGAAGGGCCCGUCGAACGGCUUACAGAUGAGGAGUCACAGGUUUACUAUGAUACGCGGAUCAGAGGAUCGAGGAUUGGUGCGUGGGCGAGUCAACAGAGUAGUGUGAUUGAAGGAAGGGAGGAACUAGAGAAGAGAGUAGAGGAUGUGGAGAAGAGAUUUGAGGGCAAGGAUAAGAUUCCUGUACCGGAGUUUUGGGGAGGUCUGAGAGUUGUGCCGGAGAUGGUCGAAUUCUGGCAGGGAAGACCGAGCAGGUUGCAUGAUCGCUUUGUCUAUCGGAAGGUUGACGGUGAGGGCCAGGAAGGCAAGGGAAUCAAGGAUUCGGAAUGGAAGAUUGAGAGGUUGAGCCCUUAGUUGGCACUCGCUUUACACUUAUGUAAUCUCCCCUCAGUUCUAGUACUUUAUGACAAGAUCUUCAGUACAAGUCUU